Diceros bicornis minor is the source of this 718-nucleotide messenger RNA. RefSeq names its product mitochondrial ribosomal protein L20 (gene MRPL20). Gene Ontology annotation, biological process: ribosomal large subunit assembly; translation. NCBI's taxonomy places the organism in Eukaryota, Metazoa, Chordata, Mammalia, Perissodactyla, Rhinocerotidae. The record is from RefSeq and is a predicted model, not a curated record. The transcript is spliced from 3 exons. Bases 35 to 484 code for a protein of 149 amino acids. Gene Ontology annotation, molecular function: structural constituent of ribosome; rRNA binding. Gene Ontology annotation, cellular component: ribosome.
UGCCUGGUUGAGGGGCUGUUGGCCCGCGGGCGCUAUGGUCUUCCUCACCACAGCGCUCUGGCUACGGAGUCGCCUCACCGACCGCUACUGGCGGGUCCAGGAGGUGCUGAGGCACGCGCGGCACUUCCGGGGGAGGAAGAAUCGGUGCUACCGGCUUGCCGUCCGGGCUGUGACGAGAGCGUUUGUGAAAUGUACGCGAGCCCGAAGGGUGAAGAAGAGGAGCAUGAGGACGCUCUGGAUUAAUCGAAUUACAGCUGCCUCCCAGGAACAUGGUCUGAAGUACCCGGCAUUCAUUGGCAAUUUAAUUAAGUGCCAAGUGGAGCUCAACAGGAAAGUGCUUGCGGAUCUAGCCAUCUACGAACCAAAGACUUUUAAAUCUUUGGCUGCUUUAGCCAAAAGGAGGCGACAGGAAGGAUUUGCUGCUGCCUUGGGGGAUGGGAAGGAGCCUGAAGGCAUAUUUUCCAGAGUGGUGCAGUACCACUGAGGGGGACGCCAAUACCGCCUGCCCUUUGCAGCCGAGUGUCUUAAGAAAAGGUUUCUCCCCUGAUGCUCAUAACUAAAACAGGGGCGAAAGAUUAUUUGUCAACAGUGUGUGUCUGAUUUGCAGUUGUGUUAAUUUACAUUUCAGUUAACAGGUGUGAGAAAAGGCUGUCCUCCCUCUCUGGGACAGACUCAAACCUCUCAUGUAAAUAAAGCCCGUGUGCUGUUUGUUCAUCGU